This is a messenger RNA of Australozyma saopauloensis, 561 nucleotides long. Its product is annotated as Arf family GTPase. The coding region runs from base 1 to 561 and encodes 186 amino acids. NCBI's taxonomy places the organism in Eukaryota, Fungi, Ascomycota, Pichiomycetes, Serinales, Metschnikowiaceae. The record is from RefSeq and is a predicted model, not a curated record. The transcript has a single exon. Gene Ontology annotation, biological process: protein folding. Gene Ontology annotation, cellular component: microtubule cytoskeleton; cytoplasm. Gene Ontology annotation, molecular function: GTP binding; GTPase activity.
AUGGGACUUUUGGCAAUUAUUCGAAAACAGAAAAUGAAGGACCAGGAGGUGCGGGUGUUGCUUCUCGGUCUAGAUAGCGCUGGAAAAACCACCAUCAUCAAUAACUUGAUGGGCAAAGAUCCAAUGAAAGUAUCUCCAACGAUGGGGUUCCAAAUCAACACUUUGCCCUGGAAAGGCUAUAGUCUAAACAUAUGGGACAUCGGAGGCCAGUCUUCGCUACGUAGUUUCUGGGGCAAUUACUUUGAUCGGCUGGAUGUAGUUGUUUGGGUUGUAGACGCAGUCAGCACUCUGAAGUUGGAGGAGCUGUAUCUGGAGUUGAGGGAGAAAGUAAUAAAGCAAGACCAGCUACAAGGGACAUGUUUUGUUGUUUUGGUAAAUAAAAUUGAUUUGGUGUCAGAAAAUGACCGGGAUGCUGUCGCUUCGGAAAUAAAGAAGGCUCUUCUGCUAGAACACGAAUUAUCGGCUACAAGGUACACCAUACGGGCAGUUCUGGGAUAUACUGGGGAAGGAUUGCCGGGAGCAAUGGAUUGGAUCGUCGAAAAUUGCGGGAAUUUACUGUGA